AUGUCGUCGUCGGUGUUCGAUACCGGUAACGAGGGCAAAUAUCGCGGCGCCAAUGUCGCUUCGUUGUCGAAUAAGAAGAAGAAGAAGAAGAAGGAGAAGAAGAAGAAGAGAAAGCAGAACACCGAGAAACGACACCUCAGAGUUAGAUCGGCCAUCGACGCGUCCUCGACUAGCGGUAUAACCUGGGAGCGCGUUGGGAAGCCUAUCGAUCUUAUCGGACAUCUACACUGCGAUAUCUUCAAUCAAGAUCGAUUUUUGAUAAACGGUGUAGAGAUACGUUUGCGUCUAGUGCGCAGCCGCGAUUCGUUUUGUCUCAUGGACCCGUUUAAAGUACACGAGGCGACUUUGCUCGUGCGCCGAGUAAACGUAAACCCCGGAAUACUGUUGUCUCACGAGCGCGCGCUGGCUAAAACCAUGGCGAGGUAUCCGCUCACGCGUGUAGAGGUGAAGGUCAUGUCGAUGCACGCCGGUUUGCACGGCGAGACACUGGACAACGCGAUUCUCGGCCAAUUGCCGAAACGAAUCAUUCUUGGUUUCGUGGAUAACAGAGCCUUCAAUGGUGAUCGCAAACUCAAACCUUUCAAUUUUGCGCACUAUAACAUCAAUUAUCUGUCUCUGUAUGUGGACGGCAUUCAGGUACCGUCUAAACCUCUACAGCCGGAUUUCACCAAGAAUCGUUUAUACGUGGACGCGUACCACACGCUGUUUUCUGGUACCGGCACGCAUUUUCUCAAUCAAGGUAAUUGCAUCGAUCGGGAAAAAUAUCCCGAUGGCUAUUGCCUCUUUGCCUUUGAUCUGACACCCGAUCUCUCGGCCAAUGAGAACUCCCAUUGGAAUUUCAUCAGGCACGGCAGCGUAAGAAUCGAGGUGCGAUUCGAGAACGCUCUGUUGUCGACGGUAAAUUGCAUCAUUUAUGCUGAGUACGAGAAUGUUCUGGAGAUAGACGCAUCGCGCCACGUCCUGGUAGAUUUCAACGGCUAA
Messenger RNA from Orussus abietinus, 981 nucleotides. RefSeq lists its product as uncharacterized. The transcript has 2 exons. Gene Ontology annotation, cellular component: cytosol. Bases 1 to 981 code for a protein of 326 amino acids. Gene Ontology annotation, molecular function: ribonucleoside-diphosphate reductase activity, thioredoxin disulfide as acceptor. The record is from RefSeq and is a predicted model, not a curated record. Gene Ontology annotation, biological process: deoxyribonucleotide biosynthetic process. NCBI's taxonomy places the organism in Eukaryota, Metazoa, Arthropoda, Insecta, Hymenoptera, Orussidae.